Molecule: messenger RNA, 903 nt
Organism: Aspergillus ibericus CBS 121593
Lineage: Eukaryota; Fungi; Ascomycota; Eurotiomycetes; Eurotiales; Aspergillaceae
Exons: 3
Coding region: 139-678 (179 amino acids)
Source: RefSeq, a predicted model, not a curated record
AAUUGACUGCACCGUUGCUCUAUCCUUCUAUCUCUCCACUUUGGACAUAAUCCCUUUGUCAGCUUUCGUUGCCAUUGUUUAUUCUUAUAUACCCUUAGUUUAUCAUUUGGAGGCAAUCCCGAAGCAACAGACAUCGCAAUGGCCGACGGACUCAAUGAAGCACGUGCCCUGCGGGUGGCAGAGAUCAUAAACGACUACCGAACUCUACUCGUGCACAUCUCCCAGCAAAACGUCCAGAUCCCGAGCGAAGAAGCCAACGAAGAGGGCUACAAGGCGAUUAGAGAGGGUCUGGCCGCAGCACAGGCCUUGAUGUCAUCCAACUUCAAUCCCACCAUGACACCUGCCCAGUCCAACGUGGAAACGGAGAAGGCAGGACUGCAGAGAGUCAUCCUGGACGCCAGUGCCCGGCGAUUCCAAGCCCAUCGCAUCUACCUCCGCGUGGCGGCCGCCAGAAGAUGGGCGAUCAAUCGCCAGAACAUCCUACGAGGCCAGCGCCCAGGACCCCAGCAUGCUACUCAACUCAAGGCCGUGAGCCAAACCUUCCGACAGGAAUUGGCACAAGUAACGGACCAGUACGUUGUUGCUGAUCUCCGGGCAGCCGACACGCGGUCAGGCCAUUGGCUGGCCGAAGACCCUGCCUUGCCCGUGAUUCUCAACUGGAUCCGUUCUCACCCUUAGAGUGUAUACGGAGAUGAUGUUUUAAGCAGUUUCGGGACUACGGCACCACCUUUCUUGAUCAUUUCGUUAUACCCUUUUGGGCGGCAGUGACAUCGGGCGCGGGUCGCUCGAUGUGCACUUUGAGGCAGAGAAAAAGCUCUAUGAUUUCUUAUGAUUCGACUCCUGUGUUCUUUUUAUCUUUCGGCUUUCAUUUCGGUCUGCAGCAUUGCUUAGCUUUCGUUGAUG